AUGCUUCGUUUUAUUAUUGAUUUUCAAAGAAAAAGACUCGAAAGAAUUUCAACAGCUGUCACAGAUCAUGAACCCAAAAGGAAUCAUCUGUUUCUCCACAAAGUCAAGACCAUCUCGAAACAGUUAUUAUCCAAGGUCUCUAAUUCUUCAUUAAAUCGCAACUUGGACACAAAUACCAGUGCUGGCGAAGCACAAAAUAAUGGAGAAGUUCUUGAUGAUGCUGAGCUAUGUGAGGAGGACGAAGAAAGGACGUUCAAUAAAUUUGAAGACUUGCCAAUUGAACUAAGACUCGACAUUCUGGAAUUUUACCUCGAAGAACCACGCAUUACAACAUUGCAUUUCGUUUCAUCUGAUCUUCUACAGCAUGACCAUAUGUUUGGAAAGCGUUUUCGUCUUACGUGCGGUUCCUUGUCACCAAUCCUAUGCCUCAAUCAUGAAUACCGGAAUAUAUUUCUUGAUAGGUUCACCAAGCCAGGAGUGACAAGAUCGCAUACAACUUUGAGCAUUGAGGAUGCACUAAAGAUAAUUUCUAAUGAGGAACGCAAUACCGCCCUACGUGAUUCCUUCACCGAUGGAUCGCCGAGUGCGUUUCCCAUUUAUUCAACGCGUACGCAAAGAAACAUAAUUUACAACCCUAAAGACAUCAUAUGGAUCCAAGGAGACUUUUGGCUUGACGAAUUACGAAGAUCGGCACUUGCUCGCUCAGCUUUCCAUAACCUGAAAUAUCUCGCGAUUCCAUACAAAACACGACGAAAAUCUCUCUUCGAGCUCGAAGACAUGCUGAACUUCCUCAGUUGCAUCAUCUCAACAUUUGCGAAUCUCAAGGGCAUCAUAAUGGUACUAGAAGUCGAGGACGUGGUACCGGAGAGACCAAUUUACAACGGGGAAAUUCAUUUUUAUGCUCCGGAGAGAAUUCGAAUGGUUUCAAAUGUUCCCCAUGAUGCCUCUGUUGAAUCCAGGAAAACUCUCUCCCAAUAUUGGAGGAAGGCAUUAGGCAAGCCAGGAACAUCGCCAGAAUUAGAACUCCAUACUGAAUACUGGUCAGCAAGACGAUUGGCGUCAGAUGCGUGGCUGAUACUCGACUUUAUCAAAUCGCGGGCUAUUGAAGCUGGAAAUCGAGGUUUAUCUGUUACUCCCUGGACAGAUCCAAGCGAGGUAGCAGGAUGGGAAAUACCGUUUAUUCAAGUAGUCACUGCGAGUCUAAGUACAUCCAAAGGUGAAAAAGAUGUAGUGCCUACGAUCAGAAUAGAGGAGUGGAACGAGGAAUAG
Molecule: messenger RNA, 1269 nt
Organism: Botrytis fragariae
Lineage: Eukaryota; Fungi; Ascomycota; Leotiomycetes; Helotiales; Sclerotiniaceae
Exons: 3
Coding region: 1-1269 (422 amino acids)
Source: RefSeq, a predicted model, not a curated record